Molecule: messenger RNA, 390 nt
Organism: Clonostachys byssicola
Lineage: Eukaryota; Fungi; Ascomycota; Sordariomycetes; Hypocreales; Bionectriaceae
Source: the annotation of a GenBank genome assembly
AUGCCCGAAUCCACCAUCAUCUCCAACUCGAAUACCAAGACACAUCAGGUUACAGAAGCCUUCACUGGCCAGGUGCUUUCCAAUAUCAUGCAUCUUGACAAAGCUGCUGGGAUUGCCAGUGUCACAUUCACGCCAUGCGCCCGGACUCACUGGCACACUCAUGUCGAAGGGCAGAUGAUCCAUGUUCUGUCAGGCAGCGGAUGGAUUUGUGACAAAGGGGGCAAAGCCAGGCGGAUCAGGGCUGGCGACACCAUUUGGGCGUCCCCUGGCACAACCCAUUGGCACGGGGCUGACAAUGAGUCUGUCAUGACCCAUCUUGUCAUGGUGACUGGAGGAACAAACUGGCAUGAGCCUGUCACCGAUGCAGAGUAUGCACAACGGGAGGAGUAA